Molecule: messenger RNA, 1075 nt
Organism: Glycine soja
Lineage: Eukaryota; Viridiplantae; Streptophyta; Magnoliopsida; Fabales; Fabaceae
Product: high-affinity nitrate transporter 3.1-like
Exons: 2
Coding region: 143-769 (208 amino acids)
Biological process (GO): nitrate transmembrane transport; response to nitrate
Cellular component (GO): plasma membrane
Molecular function (GO): nitrate transmembrane transporter activity
Source: RefSeq, a predicted model, not a curated record
AUUCAGUGCAUCCCCACUCAGAAUCUUAGAAUAUCAAUCACUCCGAUUCCUGUUGGUUGUUCUCUCAAGUCUCAACUCCCACCCCUCCUCUUUGACUUUUCUAUCAGAAGAGCUUGUUGGAGUUGAAAACUGAGAAGAAAACAUGGCAGCACAAGGGCCUGUGGUAGUAGCAUCACUUCUAAUUUUCUGUUUAGCUGGAAGUUGCUAUGGGAAGGUUCACUUCUCUUCCUUGAAAAGAACCCUUGAUGUCACUGCUUCCCCCAAGCAGGAACAAGUUCUGGAGGCUGGAUUAGACAAAAUCACAGUGACAUGGGCAUUGAACAAGACCUUACCCGCGGGGACAGACUCUGCCUACAAAACCAUAAAGCUGAAGCUAUGCUACGCGCCCAUUAGCCAAAAGGACCGCGCGUGGAGAAAGACCGAGGACGAGCUGAAAAGGGACAAGACCUGCCAGCACAAGAUCGUGGCCAAACCCUACGACGCUUCCAACAAGACCGUGCAGAGGUUCGAGUGGCUGGUCGAGCGCGACGUGCCCAAAGCCACGUACUUUGUACGCGCCUACGCGUUCGACUCCAACGACGAGGAAGUGGCUUACGGCCAGACCACCGACGCCAAGAAGAGCACCAACUUGUUCGAGAUCAACGCUGUCAGCGGGCGCCACGCCUCCCUUGACAUCUGCUCCAUUUGCUUCAGUGCUUUCUCCGUCGUGUCCCUCUUUGUCUUCUUUUAUAUUGAAAAGAGAAAGGGAAAGGCUUCUUCCUCAAAGUGAUGAUUAUUGAAUCACACCAGAAAAACGUGCCAGGUUUACAUUUCAUGGUCAUUAAUAAAUCAUGAGCCACCUGUUUUUCCCUCCCAUAAUAGUCGCUUAUCUUUAGUACAACUAAAUUUCACGUCAACAUUGUGAAGCAUGAUGUCCCCCUAAAGCUGUAAUAUGAGGGAAAGAGCAGAUAUUUUAUGUAUGUGAUUAGGACAUGACUAUUAGUGUAAAAUUACUUGCUGCAUGUUUGUUUAUCAUGAUGCAUGCUUCUUAUUAAUCUUUACAUAAUACAAAGUGUUAUUUAUCCUUUUUCCUAAA